AUGAGUCCGAAGAACACUUGCCCCCCUCACCGUCUCUGUGUCGACUCUGACACCCCCAUCCACUGUUGGAUCCCUGCUUCAUUGCGGGUCUCAAAUGACUCGAACAAAUCCAACCAGAAUCCGAAACCAGUGCUUCUCUUGAUCCCGGGAUUCGGCGUGCACGCCAUUUGGCACUGGAAUGCUCACUUCGUGCCUAUCGCGCUAUUUCUACAUAAUUGUCCCUUAUCUUAUAUUUUUUUCUUCUCGUCGCUCCGAGGUCUGUCUCAAACUGGUUGCGAGAGAGAUCUUUGUCGUCCUCUAUUCGUCAACAGUGAAAACGUAGGGCUGCGCCCCUUCGCUGCGCGCCUUUUUAGAAGAAAUACCAAGCCCCGGGUCGUGAGAUCAAAGACAAUGUUAUCCCGCUACGGGCCGCCUACUCUUCCAUUUCAAUUGGUUUUUAGCGAACAGUAUGAUACGUAA
Molecule: messenger RNA, 459 nt
Organism: Oryza sativa Japonica Group (Japanese rice)
Lineage: Eukaryota; Viridiplantae; Streptophyta; Magnoliopsida; Poales; Poaceae
Source: the annotation of a RefSeq genome assembly